Talaromyces rugulosus is the source of this 2118-nucleotide messenger RNA. RefSeq lists its product as uncharacterized. The transcript has a single exon. The record is from RefSeq and is a predicted model, not a curated record. Bases 1 to 2118 code for a protein of 705 amino acids. Lineage: Eukaryota; Fungi; Ascomycota; Eurotiomycetes; Eurotiales; Trichocomaceae.
AUGGAAGAAAAACAGUCUACCAAGCCUGAUAAUGUACGUAGAUUCAAACCGGAGCCAUUAGAGACAUCCUCCAGGACGAACCGACCGCAAACCUCUCAAACCUCGGAUAUAUCCGCCUCGUCGCAAGGAUCGAAUGAGACCCAUAUCUCAGGCGAAAAUAAUGGCGGCGGAAACGCGAUCUCGGGACAAGGAAUUGACAAAGCUAAGCAGCCGCCAACUGUGCCUAGAUUUAGGACUGGGCGAGUUUUGCCACAGCCCACGGAAACAUCUUCAAGACAUUCUCGGCUGAAACCAAAAGAGGCCAGGAACAUAAACGAUUCCUUAGAGAGGGAACAUUCAUCUCAGAAUCCCCUCUCACCUACAAGUAGCACAAAAGUAUCACCAUCCGUGUCAAGUGAAUCAUCACCUUAUGGAACACGAACUGUGACUCAAAAUGAGGGGGAACAGUCGGAUUCACCCGGACGAGAAUCCAACGAGAAAACGAGAAAACGACGGCCUUUAAGAAGGUUUCAACCUGAACCUGUGGAGUCAAUGAAACGAAGCAGGAGACGACCAACUGGCGAACCCGCAGGUAAUACUGCCCGGCGAGAAACCCCCAGGAAGUUUCCUCCACAAUUAAUCGAAACUGGAAAGCGUUCUUUUCGCAGGGCGGAAACCAAGGACUUAGUUUCACCUUACCAAUCGUGGCGACCUACUCAGAGUUCUAUUUCUGUUGCCUCGGAUCAUUCGGCAUUCGAUUCCGAAGCAUCGCGUUCAUUCCCAACUGAAUCCAGAUUCUCUUAUGCGAAUUUGUUGCAACGACAAGAGGGUAGACGCCAUUCUUUUAGAGUGCCAGACUUACCUGAUAUCCCGUCAAACAGUAGCGAGGACUCAGAUGGCUCUGAUUUGCCUUCACGGUCCACAUCCCCAUCUGGAUUGUCCCAGAAAGACACGAAAUCUUCAACAAUGAAUGACCAAUUUCGAGAAAGCUGUGAUGAGCGCUUUUCCAGCUAUCUUCUGUCGUUAGCGGCACAAUGUGCCGAGAAACAGCUUCGAGACCAAGCUCUGGCUGCAUUCCCUAACGAGCAAGUUCAUCAAUCUGUGUCCCAUUUUGCCAUCGAUGGUGACGAAGACUCGGAUAAUGAGAAUCGAGGCCAUUCUACGAGUUACCCACACGCCUUUCGCCGGGAGUCCACCACCGAUUUAACCUGGGAACUAGAAGAAAUGCGUCGACAUAAAGAAGAGGCCGAGUUGAAAGAUGGUGGGCAGCAAGGCAAGGGGGUUAACGAAUCUAAGUUUUCUGCUGCUGCCAUCGCUUCUAGGCAGCUUGAGCAGAGCACGCCUUUCCUCGAUGGUUGGCAAAAAGACAACGGGCUGAAGCACAUGCGACAUGCCGCCAGCCCGCCAAUGUUGGGCCACGAUAUUGUUUUCCCCAUGAGUGUUUCACCGCAAGGAACAACAUACGAAGAUGAAGGAGACAGUCAUCGUUUCGAGGAGACGAGCAAGACAGGCGACGGCGGCCAAUCAAGCGGUCUUUGGAAUUCUUAUCCUCACGGAAAAAAUAGGAACGAAAAAGGGCUAUGGGGUGGACUAUGCCGGAACGAUGAGGAGCCUGACCUUUCUCGCUUUAAAACCGGCAUUGUCACUCCGCAACCGGAUAUUGACGGCGACUCCUAUUUUAGUUUGAACCAGGUGGCUCAUUCAAACCCAGACACACAAUACCCUGGAAAGCCUUCGGAUCCAGGAUCUCACCUCAGUCAUGUAGACAAGAUGCUCGGGAUUGAGACGGAGGUAGAACGCGAGUUCCAUGACGGGUUUGUCUCUCAAGUCUACAAUUACCUAUCCCUUGGGUAUCCAUCCCUGGCACGUUAUUACGACCACGAAUUGAGCAAAAUAUCUGGUGUCUCUAUCGAUGAUCUCAGAAAGGAUGAUCUCCAUACUGAUGCAAAGGGCUAUGUUGGAGUCCCAGACCGUUCAAGGGUUGAUAAAGAUAGAACGAUCCUGGACAAAUGUAUGCGAUGGAAUGCGCUGCGACUGUACAUCCACGAAUGGGCCAAGCAGCGGCCAGAGAUGGUUAGUAAUGGGGAGAGCCUGAAUGCAUGGGGUGUUCGUGAACGUAGAGGUAGCUGGGCAAUUUAA